GAAGAGGUUGCACAGAUUGGUAUGAAAGUAAAGAGAGAAAAGCAAAUAUCAGUGUUUGGGAAAUGUUCCAGAGCUAGAAAAUGAAGACGUACAUGGCUGCCAUUUCUUUGGUCCUUUUCUGGUUUGCAAUAUUCUCGCAUUCUAUAGCUGAUCAAGCCUUCGAUGUCCGUCAACACCUCUCCACUGUAACAGGGUAUGGUGCUGUGAAAGAUGUGGGUUGUGUUUCCCUUGAAAAGUCUAGUAUUCAUGAGGGGUGCACCCCUAUCCACUUAAACCUUGUGGCAAGACAUGGAACUCGUUCUCCAACAAAAAAACGGAUGAGAGAGUUGGACCGGUUGGCAUCUCAUUUGGAAGGACUUAUAAGAGAUGCCAAGGAACAGAACUUAUCUUUGCAGAAAGUUCCGACCUGGUUACUGGGUUGGGAAUCUCCUUGGAGAGACAAAUUGAAAGGUGGAGAAUUGAUUAGCAAGGGAGAAGAUGAAUUAUAUGAUCUUGGAAUCAGGAUUAGGGAAAGAUUUCCAGAUUUGUUCAAGGAGGAAUAUCACCCAGAUGUGUACCCAAUAAAGGCGACACAAGUUCCUCGAGCAUCAGCUAGUGCUGUGGCAUUUGGCAUGGGUCUGUUUAGUGAGAAGGGAAGCCUUGGACCAGGGCAUCAUCGAGCUUUUGCAGUCAGCAGUGAAAGCCGUGCAAGUGAUAUAGUGCUUAGGUUUUAUGAUUGUUGUGAAAGCUACAAGGAUUUUAGGAAAAGCCAAGAGCCAGGUGUCGACAAGCUUAAGGAACCUAUUUUAGAUGAAAUUACAGCUGCAAUAGUGAGCCGUUAUGAGCUUAAUUUUACAAGACAGGACACGGCUUCUCUCUGGUUUCUCUGUAAACAGGAAGCAUCCUUGUUGGAUAUAACAGAUCAAGCUUGUGGUCUCUUCAAUCCUUCUGAGGUGGCUUUACUGGAGUGGACAGAUGACUUAGAGGUGUUUAUAUUGAAGGGUUAUGGUAAAUCAAUAAACUAUCGAAUGGGAGUGCCACUGCUUGAAGAUGUUGUUCAUUCCAUGGAGGAAGCUAUUAAGGCACAGGAAGAACAACUUGCUCCUGGAAGUUAUGAAAAGGCAAGACUAAGGUUUGCACAUGCAGAGACUGUAGUUCCUUUUACAUGUCUGCUUGGUCUUUUCCUUGAACAAUCAGAAUUCCAGAAAAUACAAAGGGAACAACCUUUGGAACUUCCUCCAAGGCCUCCCCACAGUAGAAAUUGGUGGGGCAGCACUAUAGCGCCUUUUGCUGGCAACAACAUGCUUGUCUUGCAUAGUUGUCCAGCAAAUCCAUCAAGCAAGUACUUCAUCCAAGUACUACAUAAUGAGCAUCCCAUUACAAUGCCGGGUUGCAAUAAUUCUGAUUUCUGUCCAUUUGAAGAGUUUAAGGAAAUGAUAGUUGCUCCCCAUUUAAAGCACGACUAUAAUACACUCUGCGCUAAAAGGCUGGAGCAACCAGAGCAGAAGCUUGAAACUAGCAAGUUAUCACUACUGUUUCGUUGGCUCUUCUCAAUGGGCAGAGAUGAGACGCAGUCCACCAAAGCUGAAUUGUAGUUCUUGUUCAAGAAACAAAGAGGGAACCAUUCUUACAGGCUACUUUUUCCUUGUUGGCACUCCAUUAUUUAUGUGAUUUUCAGCCAAGGGGAGCUCUUUCUUUUAGCUGAGUUCCCACCUAGAUUGAUCCUAUUAUCAAUAUUGACACGAGUUCACCAACCUCACUCCAUAUCCCGAUACAAUUGUUUGAUCUGAUAUAUGUGAACACACUAUCCGUUUCCCUUGAUCUGUUGUGCUCCUUGUAAGUCAUGUAUCCAGAUUGCCUAGUAGCUUAAGGAUCAACCUUUUUCUGCCCUUGAUGGAACUUUUACUGAUUUUUCUAGAAUAAUGAAUUAACAGCAUUUGGCAUGCCGUUGGAAUUUGAACUCUAGUUUGUACUUGUGUAGAAAUGGGCUUCACGUUAAUUAUUUUUGUACCGUCCGAGUUAGUGCUUUAGUUCGGGGCUUGUGAGUUGUGAAACCAACAGCCCUAUGGAAAUGGUUCAGAUGCCUAAAACAAAAAGAAAAUAAAAAAGAAAGUUGAAAUAUAGUAAUACUAAAUUUACUAAAAUAUAAUUCAAUAUCCAGUGAUUAUCAUAUAAUAAAUUAAAAUCAAGUAAUUAUGCUAAAAAUUCAGUUAUCAUUCAGGAAAUAUUAAACCUUAACAAAAACAUUUCAGCUAGUAGGAAUAAAAUUUUUUAUUUUUUACUAAUUAAAAUCUCAAUGUAAUAUAAUAAAAUCUUGAUGUUUAAAUGGGCUUGAGAAUAUCUCAUUGGUAAGAAUUGGGCCUCGUAAUACCCACUAUUUUUGCAGAUUGGGCCAGAAAGCCCAAGCCCCGUAUUAAGUGCUUAAGAAGCUGAGUGGAGAGGCGGAGAGGAGGAAAGCGGGGUUUUGUACGAGAAGCUUCCAUGUCAAAGGGCGAAAGGAGAAAGUAACUUCAAAGCAACUUUCGUUCGAUUCUUCCGAUAGUGAUCUGGAGAAAGCGAUGGUGGACAAGACAAAGAAGGAGGAGAAUAGCCGUCCUUUGUUUUUUAAUCUGAUUGUGAUAAUUGGAUAUGGGUAUCUUGCAUAUGUGAUGUGGCCUGAUAUUAAAGAGCAGAUAUAUAACAUGAGAAAUUCUGGGGUGGAGGGCUAUGCUGUUGUUAUUUCAACUUUAUUUGCAGUUAUUCUACUCGUUGUAAUGCUUUGUUUCUUUGAUUUGCUCAAACGAAUCAUGAAGUAGGAGCAGUUUUGUUUCUGCACUGUACCCUUUUCUAUGAAUUCUGUCAGACUGUGAUAACUAAUCUUGUUCCUCUUUUUGGCUUGUUAUUAUGUGUGUGAAAUAAGAUUUACAAGACUGUCUUAAGACUA
This is a messenger RNA of Hevea brasiliensis (rubber tree), 2902 nucleotides long. RefSeq lists its product as uncharacterized. The record is from RefSeq and is a predicted model, not a curated record. The transcript is spliced from 12 exons. Gene Ontology annotation, molecular function: inositol phosphate phosphatase activity; acid phosphatase activity. Lineage: Eukaryota; Viridiplantae; Streptophyta; Magnoliopsida; Malpighiales; Euphorbiaceae. The coding region runs from base 81 to 1574 and encodes 497 amino acids.